Plutella xylostella (diamondback moth) is the source of this 1415-nucleotide messenger RNA. It is a transcript of the gene wcd, whose product is annotated as U3 small nucleolar RNA-associated protein 18 homolog wicked. NCBI's taxonomy places the organism in Eukaryota, Metazoa, Arthropoda, Insecta, Lepidoptera, Plutellidae. Gene Ontology annotation, molecular function: protein binding. Gene Ontology annotation, cellular component: small-subunit processome; Pwp2p-containing subcomplex of 90S preribosome. The record is from RefSeq and is a predicted model, not a curated record. Gene Ontology annotation, biological process: rRNA processing.
AUCAAAAUAAAAAUACGCAGUAUUUGUGAUUUAAUAGUUUAAUUUUAUCUUUCACACAAAGUUUGAGCAAUAAUUUAAGAUGAAAAGAAAGUUAGAAAACAUUGAUGAAGAAGAAAACAAGCUGUCUAACUUGCUAUUCAAUAAACCUGAGCAAUUCGCAGAGAAAUUAAAACAAGGUGUCAAAGAUGAACCAUCAAGCUUAGAUUUAAAACCUGCAUGGAUUGAUGAAGACGAUGAUGCUUUUGAUGCUAAAAUAAUACCCAACACAACCCACCGUGGACUGUAUAAGGAUGCCUUGAAGCAAAAAUAUGAAACUUUAAUAGGUACACCUAAUUGGGCCCGUCUUGACAGAGUAGUCAACAAAGAGAAUGAUGAUGAUGACGAAAUAUUGAGGACAGUGGGCCAUCUGCAGAAGAUCAAAAGUGUAACUUUACCUAAAGAUUUUCUUCAAGUAGCCAAAUUUCCUAAAAUUACUUUUGAUGGUGAUAAAAAACAAACCAUUACAUGUUUAAAGUUCCACCCCACCGCCAGUGUUGCUCUGGUGGGCACACACCUCGGAGCCAUUGGCUUGUUCUCCAUCGGAGGAGAUGUCAACAACCAGCUACACAGCUUUCAGUUAAAGAACUUCAGAGCCACCUGCGCUUGGUUCACUCCAGAUGGAUCUGAAGCAUACAUUGCCUCCAAAUCCCACCAUAGUUACUGUGUUUACGACCUUGUCAAAGCUGAGCCCAAGUACCACCAGCUACCCAGGACCAUCACUAAACCUACUGCAUUUGUCCUGUCCCCAUGUGGCAAAUACUUGGCUGUUGCCACCGGGUUUGAUGAGGUGUUCAUUAUCAGUACAGCUUCUAAAGAGCUCUUGAAAGCACUGAAACACAAUAAUGAUGUUGAAUCAUUUGUAUUCAGCCCUGAAACAGACAAACUGUACUGCUACUGCAAGCAGGGAGAAGUCUACAUUUGGAGUAUGUCCACUUAUAGGGUUGUCAAGAAGUUUUAUGACCAUGGUUGUGUGACAGCAUCCUGUAUAGCUGUAAGUCCGUGUGGCCGUUUACUGGUAACAGGCAGUGGGGAAGGUAUUGUCAACAUUUAUCAGACCUCUUCACUGGAAGCUCAAGACCCUAUGCCAGUGAAGACUGUAGAAAACUUGAAGACUAAAAUCACCAACAUACAGUUUAAUAGCACCACAGAAAUAUUGGCAGUUUCAUCUGUGUUCUACCCAAAUGCAGUGAAGUUCAUCCAUAUUCCGUCAUAUCAUGUGUUCUCGAACUUUCCACAACAGGGUCUAAACCUCGGCCAGGUGGAUUCCAUCAGUUUCUCACCAAACAGUGGUUUUGUAGCUUUAGGUAAUAACAGGGGCUGCACAUUCUUGUACAGACUUAAAUAUUAUAAGAAUUAUUAAAUUAAUCUAACUAUCA